GGGCCUGGUGCCCCCCAGAGACCCUGGGGACAGUUUAGAGCGCGCCCCUUGGAUGAGGUCCCGCAGCGACGCCCAGGCCCGCCCCAUUCCUCCUCCUGCCUGGUCCAACUGCCUCCCAUUUGGAAAGUUUUGUGGGUUUUCUUUCUCUUCCUCCAACUUUGGGGGAGGCAACUCCUCAAGAGCCACAGCUUGGGGUGACCUUCUGGCUUGGAGGCCAUGAGGGGCAGCCAUCGCUGAAGUCAGCGAAACUGAGCCUGGUCUGAAGCAGGCGACGCUGGAGGCUAGAGCCAUGGCCAUUGCCACGUCGGCCCAGCUUGCCAGAGCACUCUAUGACAACACUGCAGAGUCCCCCCAGGAGCUGUCAUUUCGCAGAGGGGAUGUUCUACGGGUACUGCAGAGGGAGGGUGCUGGUGGACUAGAUGGCUGGUGUCUUUGCUCCCUGCAUGGCCAGCAGGGUAUUGUGCCUGCCAACCGAGUGAAGCUCCUUCCUGCUGGUCCAGCACCCAAGCCAAGCCUCACCCCAGCAGCUCCCACCCAACCUGGCUCGUCAUGUCCCACCCCAGAGCAUGGCAGCGAGGAGCAGGAGGUGUAUGUGGUACCACCACCAGCUCGACCCUGCCCUGCCUCAGGACCUGUAGCUAGAUCCUGCUCACCCUCUCCUGACUCCAUCUACAAGGUCCCCAGAGUCAAUGGGACACAGCUAGCUGUCCCCAGAGAUGUGUUAGAGGUCUAUGACGUGCCUCCCAGCAUCCUCCGGACUCCCUCCAGCUGUCCUUAUGACUCCCCAGCUUCCUUUUCCUGUCCUCUGGCUCCAACUGUCCCACAACCCCCGGGAGAGGGUGAAACAACCUAUGAUGUGCCUCUGGCCUUGAAGUCAUCUGCCGAACCAGAGCCAGAUCUGGAGUGGGAAGGGGGCCGGGAACCAGGGCCCCCCCUCUACGCUGCCCCUUCGAACCUAAAACGGGCUUCAGCUCUGCUCAACCUGUAUGAAGCCCCCGAGGAGCUGCUGGCAAAUGGGGAGAGCAGGGAUCCAGAUGAAGGCAUCUAUGAUGUGCCUCUGCUGGGGCCAGAGCCACCAUCUCCAGAGUCCCCAGGAGCUUCUUCCUCUGCUGACCUGGACACUGUGGCCCAGCUUCUGACCAAAAGCCCUCCACCCCAGCACAGGCCCAGGCUACCCUCCGCUGAAAGCCUGUCCCGCCGCCCUCUGCCUGCCCUGCCAGUCUCUGAGGCUCCUACCCCUUCCCCAGCUCCCUCUCCUGCCCCAGGCCGAAAGGGCAGUAUCCAGGACAGGCCUCUUCCCCCUCCCCCACCCUGCCUGCCUGGUUAUGGCGGCCUCAAACCCGAGGGAGAUCCAGAGUGUGGGGAGGUUGACAGUGAUUCAGCGGACCCUCACAAUGAGUACGAAGGCAUCCCGAUGGCUGAGGAAUAUGACUAUGUACACCUGAAGGGUGUGGAUAAAGCUCAGAGUUCUAGACCCCUGGAUAAAGCCUUCGCCACGGAUCCCGAAUUGCUGGAGAGGGAGCUGCCGGGACAGCAGGCAGUCCUGUCCCCAGAGGAGCCACUGGUCCUGUCCACUGGAGACCUACAGCUUCUGCACUUCUACGCCGGGCAGUGCCAGAGCCACUACUCAGCUCUGCAGGCUGCUGUGGCAGCCCUCAUGUCCAGUACCCAAGCCAACCAGCCGCCGUGCCUCUUUGUGCCCCAUGGCAAGCGAGUGGUGGUAGCUGCUCACCGCCUGGUAUUUGUUGGGGACACCCUAGGCCGGCUGGCAGCCUCUGCACCUCUCCGAGCACAGGUUGGGGCAGCAGGUACAAUGCUAGGCCAGACUUUGCGGGCUACUGUGCUUGCUGUCAAGGGGGCUGCCUUAGGCUACCCAUCUGGCACUGCAGUCCAAGAGAUGGCACGAUGUGUAGCAGAGCUGGCAGGGCAAGCCCUGCGCUUUACCACCCUGCUCACUGGCCUCCUCCCCUAAGGGCCUGUUCCAGCAGCCUUAGUCUCCCCUGCCUGCCAGAGCCCUGCUCCAUGUUGAGGGUGGCUAGAGGGCUCUGCUUGAGGGAAGGAGAGGAUUCUUCCCCUUUUCAUCUCUUUUUGGUCAUGUUAGCCACUCACCAAGGCAUCUCUUCCCCCAAACCUACUGCUUUUUGUAUGAGCCAUUUUGUAUAAAUUAUUUAUAUUUAA
This is a messenger RNA of Phodopus roborovskii (desert hamster), 2178 nucleotides long. It is a transcript of the gene Efs, whose product is annotated as embryonal Fyn-associated substrate. Bases 290 to 1972 code for a protein of 560 amino acids. Gene Ontology annotation, biological process: cell surface receptor protein tyrosine kinase signaling pathway; cell migration. Gene Ontology annotation, cellular component: plasma membrane; cytoplasm; focal adhesion. NCBI's taxonomy places the organism in Eukaryota, Metazoa, Chordata, Mammalia, Rodentia, Cricetidae. Gene Ontology annotation, molecular function: protein binding. The record is from RefSeq and is a predicted model, not a curated record. The transcript is spliced from 6 exons.